This is a messenger RNA of Cladocopium goreaui, 745 nucleotides long. The record is from the annotation of a GenBank genome assembly. Lineage: Eukaryota; Dinophyceae; Suessiales; Symbiodiniaceae.
GUGGGCACAGCCUUCUACCGCCGACCUCCUCGUGAUCGAGUCACGCAGCAGGUGAAGGAUCUCCCUGUCCUUUUGGCUUCUGAUCUCGCAAGGUCCACAGAGACUGGAGAUGGUCAGCAGUGGUCCCAGUCGGGUUUGGUGAGACUGGAAGGUCACCUGGUACUGGAUGCAGCGGCGCUCACAGGGCCCUUCUCUGAUAAGACCUGCGUCUUCUACAGCGCCUCAGUCUCUCACCCGCGACACGACGAGAUUCGACAGCCUCCAGUGGCCUUCAGCACCAAACAGACCAAGUUUAGCCUGGAAUUGCAGGACGCGCCAGGUGUUCGCAUUGGAGUCACUGGGGACGUGUCGCUUUUCAAUAUGCAGACAGGGCAGGAAGAGUGGCAACACGCUUUCACUGAAGCGCCCAAAAACUGGUGCAGCUUCGUAUUGAACAACCUGGUGUCCUCUACCGAUGCCAGCGUUCACUUCAAGAAGUGUUUGGACUUGGGCUCUGAUGGAGUCAUCCUGGACUUUCGAGAGUCAGCACUGCUCCUGGGGAGCCAUGUCUCCUGUGUCGGCCAGGUGGUAAAAGAUGCAAAUGGCAGGUGGUCGCUCCGUCCCUGGCAACCUCCAGCUGGACAGAGCAAGCGAUGGGGCGCUGCUGGCGCCAUGUGGAGUCGAAAAGAUUGCCUUGCAGGCAGCAUUCUGAUCAGCGACAACCCGGAUCUCUAUCCCUGAAAAGUUACAGCCAACCACGGUGGAA